Messenger RNA from Strongylus vulgaris, 98 nucleotides. The record is from the annotation of a GenBank genome assembly. Lineage: Eukaryota; Metazoa; Nematoda; Chromadorea; Rhabditida; Strongylidae.
AUGUGGUGUGCCACACAUUGCGAAUGCACAGACCAUGGUAUCAUUGCGUCAGAAUAUUGGUGGAUUUUCUACCUCAUUAAUCUUCGUUAUUUUUAGCG